Molecule: messenger RNA, 1443 nt
Organism: Oppia nitens
Lineage: Eukaryota; Metazoa; Arthropoda; Arachnida; Sarcoptiformes; Oppiidae
Gene: Tm1
Product: tropomyosin
Exons: 9
Coding region: 350-1102 (250 amino acids)
Biological process (GO): muscle contraction; actin filament organization
Cellular component (GO): actin filament
Molecular function (GO): actin filament binding
Source: RefSeq, a predicted model, not a curated record
CAUUGACUUCAUUGAAAGUGAUUGAGAAAAGGCAUUGAAAGGCACUGUAAGCCAAACACUACAACAUUAUUGGUGUUGUCUUUCAAUACAUUGUUUGUUGUAUUAGUGUUUAUAUUAGUGUUUAAUACAUACAGUGUUUGACAUAACAUUUAAUUUGAUUGUAAAACGCAAUCCUUUAUAGUAGUGAUUGAUUCAUACGAUUCAAGUGUCAGAUCAUACCAUCCAUUGUAUUGAUUAUUCAUAAUAUCAUAUAUAUCGCUGUUUUUGUUGUCAUCUAACCAUUUGAUCCAUCAAUCGAGUCAUCCAUUAAUAUAAUUAUUGUCAACAAAGUGGUCAAAACAGAUAAACGAUGGCUCAAACACAGGGAUCACUACUGGAAGUGCUCAAGAAGAAGAUGAGAGCCAUGAAGGAUGAGUUGGAAGCGGCAAAAGAGACAACGGAUGACACUUUCAUUAAGUUAAUGGAAGAAAGGAGAAGACGUGAAGAAGCUGAAGGCGAUGUGGCAGCACUUAACCGACGUAUUCAACUGAUUGAGGAAGACUUGGAGCGAUCGGAAGAGCGACUGAAAGUGGCCACCAGUAAGUUGGAGGAGGCAUCACAAGCGGCAGAUGAAAGUGAACGAAUUAGAAAAACUUUGGAGAACCGGACUAAUAUGGAGGACGAUAGGAUAUCAGUGCUCGAAACACAGUUAGCUCAGGCAAGACUCAUUGCUGAAGAGUCUGACAAAAAAUAUGAAGAGAUGGCCCGUCGCAUAGCUAUGUUGGAGGCAGACCUCGAACGGGCUGAGGAAAGGGCUGCGGCCGGAGAGAGCAAAAUUGUUGAACUCGAAGAAGAGUUGCGAGUCGUCGGCAAUAACUUGAAAUCACUUGAAGUUAGCGAAGAAAAAGCCCAACAGAGAGAGGAGGCGUACGAACAACAGAUUCGCAUAAUGACUGCCAAACUAAAAGAGGCCGAAGCAAGAGCUGAGUUCGCUGAGAGAUCUGUUCAGAAAUUGCAGAAAGAAGUCGAUAGACUCGAAGAUGAACUGUUGGGAGAACGCGAAAAGACACAUCUCUUGCAGGAAGAGGUGGAAACCACUUUAAAAGAUUUACAAUCGAUGUGAAUGUUUGGCUAUUAGGACCCAAUUAUGCCAUUAAAUAACUGUUAAUAAUUGUGUGUUCGUCUAAACUAACUUUAAAUGCAUUCAUAUAUUUUAUGUCUUUUAAGAAAAUAUAAUUAUUAUUAUUAUUAUUAUAAAAAUUUAAUAAUCUAUUACUGCCUGCCAUUGGAUGCACAUAGAUAUCCACCCAUAUAUACAUUCCUUAAUUAAUCAAAACAUCAUUAUAUUCUUAACGCUUUUUUAAAAUAUGCUUUAAAUUGAUUGGAUAUGUCUGAGAAUGAAUUGGUUCACGAGAAGGAAAAAUACAAGUCGAUAUCGGAUGAGUUGGACCAGACAUUUGCCGA